Molecule: messenger RNA, 7359 nt
Organism: Mytilus trossulus (common blue mussel)
Lineage: Eukaryota; Metazoa; Mollusca; Bivalvia; Mytilida; Mytilidae
Product: cyclic AMP-dependent transcription factor ATF-2-like
Exons: 11
Coding region: 94-1722 (542 amino acids)
Biological process (GO): regulation of transcription by RNA polymerase II
Molecular function (GO): DNA-binding transcription factor activity, RNA polymerase II-specific; cAMP response element binding
Source: RefSeq, a predicted model, not a curated record
UGUCGGUUGUUUAUCAAAACGAAAAUGAAAGCGAACCGAGUGUAAUAUACAUAAUUUGUUAAUGAAGAUGCAUAAUAGUUAGAUGCCGAAAACAUGGAUUGUCGAGAUUAUAAACAGCUUUUUCAGGUUUUUCCCAUAGAGGGAGAAAUGGAUGAUGACAAACCAUUUGUUUGUAUUGAUCAUGGAUGUGGGCAGAGGUUCACUAAUGAAGACCAUCUUUCAGUUCAUAUGAGAAAGCAUGAAAUGUCACUGGCGUUGAAUCCUGGAAUCAGUUUAUCAUCUUCCGGUAUAUCUCCCUCAAGAAUGGGAGGGUUAAUAUUAGAUCAAACACCGACUCCAACAAAGUUUCUUAAAAACUGUGAAGAGAUUGGGCUGUUUCAGGAAUUAAACAAAAAUCCUUUUGAGGAAGCAUUCAAAAAGGCCCUUGAUUGUGAUGGCGACCAAGGUGUUCCUGGGAUCCCAUUACCAGGACCUUCUGGAAAUGAUAAUGAAUUGAACACCCCAGUGCCACAUAUUCCAAGGUCAUUGUCAGAGGUCAGUCCUUUAACAAAGAUCAGACGUAGCACAACUGAGAAGCUUUUACUGAAACCUGAACCUAAAACACCCGAUGAAGAUCAAGAAAUAAUUGUGACAGACAAAGACGUCUGCUUUGUAACACCGUUUUCAAGGUCACAUGUUGUCAUGUCAACCACAACAUUGAUCACUGCUGCGCAUUCCACUACUCAGUCUCCACCCAAAACCACAGUUGCCCAACUACCGAUAUCGAUGAUGCCAGUUGUACAACAGUCCCAAUGUACCAUGCAGAUCUUUUUACAGCUUCCAAAUGGUACAACAGUCCCAGUUCAGAUACCAGCAUCCAUUCCAAGCGUACCUGUGAUCCAGGCUGCACAGCAGCAGGCAAAAUCAAAUGUGAUUAGUCAGACGAGUCUCCUGCAAUCUGCUCCACAACAGUCUUUACCAUCUCCACAAAAAUCUCAAACAUCACUCACAAAACAGAAAUUGAAACAAGCCAUACAGCAACAGACAUUACCAUCACCAAGUUCACGAUCAAACACACAGAUAAUACAAGUUUCACCCGAUGGGUCCAUUAGUAGUAGUUCAUCUUUUGCAGCUAAUAUAUCCCAUAAUUCACCAUUGUCUAUGGAGCAGUCAUAUUUUUCUGAUACUGCAUCAUCACCAGAUACAGUGGAUUCCACACAAGGGACCUCAUUCAAAAGAAUGAGAGGAGAUGAUGAUGAUACCGACCCAAUGGAUGGAAGACGAAAGAAAUUCUUGGAAAGGAAUAGAGCUGCAGCAGCAAGAUGUCGUAUGAAAAGGAAGAACUGGAUAAUGAACUUAGAGAAAAGGGGUUCAGAUUUACAACAAAACAACAACAAACUACAGGGGGAGAUUACUUCAUUAAGAACAGAAGUAGCACAGCUGAAGACCUUAUUGUUGGCUCACAAAGAUUGUCCUGUCACACAUGCCAUGCAGAAACAAGGAUUACAAUUUAUGACAGAAUCUGAAGUUAUGGAUGACACACCCAUAAACUUUAAACAGGAAAAUAAUACUGCAGUUACAUCAUUUACUCACAUUUUACCUGAUCAAUCUUAUUCCACUUUAUCAGGGGAGAGAACUAUAACCAUACCAACUAUCAUAGGAAACACAGUGGAACAUAAGACAAUUAGAAUAGUUCCUGCUGUUAUGCAUCAAGACAAUUUAAAACCAGUCAGGAAGAAAUGACCAGAGAAGAUUUUAGUUAGAUAUUAUUUAAAAUCACUUAUUUUUAAUUGUGGCAGCCAUUUUUUGUUAAAUUUGUUAAUUUAUGAUAUUUUUGCUUCAUUAUGUAUUUUUAGGUGUUUUAGUAAAUUGACUUCUGCUAUUGAUAAUUAAAUAUUUUUUGUUAUCUUGGUUGAGUUAUAUUUUGAGUUUAUUUAUAACAAAUUUUAUAGAAAAAUUAAGUUCAUAUUAUAUAUGAUUUAUGUACUGAAAAAUCUGUCAGAUUUGUUUUUUUCAAUGUCAGUCAGGUAUCCCCACCUUUUUUCCCCUUCUGUCCUUCAUGUACAAUAAAAUUCACACUACAUGUAUUUAAACAAUGUUGUAUGUUAAGACAUUGCAGUUUUGCAUUUUAUUCACAACACAUUAAUCAUCUGUAAUUAAGCUAACAAACAGGGAAAACUUAGAUGAAGCAAGGCAAAACCAUUUUCUUUUUUAUCAAUUAGAUACAUUACUUCAAUUAUUGGAACAAAUCAGCCAAAAAAUAUUUUAAUUGUUGACAGGCUAGUGCAGAUGAACUUCUUAGAUCACCUUACCCCUCAAUUAAUUUCAAGAAGUAAAUGGGACCAUUGGCUUUAAACAUGAAAUACAUCUAUUCAAAAUGAUAAACACCCACAAUAUCUAGCAGUUACAUACGUACAGAAUUCAAUAAAUAAGUCAAUUAAUUAAAAGCUAACUCUAAGGGACAACAUCAAAAGAUCGAUGUUGGAUAAAAAAACUUAAAUCGAAUAGUUUGGGGGUGGGGGUGGGGGGUCAACAUUGCUGCAAGUUUUGUUAAUCUAAAAUACAUUUUACAUAUAUCCAUUUUUCCGAAAUUAAGUUAAGAAGGGGGGCAGGAGGGGCAGCGAAAAAACUAUAUGAAUUAAGUUUUUAUCCUACAUUGAACUUUUGACAUCGUCCCUAAUAAAAGGGGAAUCUUUUUUCUAAUUUCUAAUAUUUCAGUGUUAAGUUUUAUAAUUAAAUAGAUAUAGGAAGAUGUGGUGUGAGUGCCAUAAUAUAAUUAUGCAUGUUUUAUAAAUUUAGGUAUGCGUUUUCAGACUUUUCAAGAAAAAGCUGUUUUUAAAUAUUUUUAAGGCAUUAUUUAUAUUCUCAUGAAGAAGCCUUUAACAUGGGUUGUGUGACCUAAACAAUUUCAUUCAAACAACUCAAUAAAUAUUUUCAUUUGAAUAUUUAUAAUGCUAUAUAUGGGCAAAUUUGUUUAACCUUUCCCCACCAAAACAGUGAUUAAGAUGUAUAAAUUAGACAAAUAUCCCCUAGCUUUAGUUUACACUUCAAGUGGAUCACCAUACAUGAAAUAAAAUCUCUAAGAACAGUUUGGCUUUUGAAAUUGCUAAAAUUGAUAAUCCCCCUUAUAAAGAACAAAUAACACCUUACUGUAUAUUUAAAAAUAGUCAUCCAUGUUGAAUAAUUGAUUCAUUCUAUGUUUUGAAAGCUUCAUGAUAGGAUAACUUUUGUACAAUAUAGUAUGUUAUACACUGAAUAGGCUGGAAUAUGGUAUAUAUAUAGACAUUUCAAAUUAUUGUAGAUUCUUCUUUAAGAUUAAAGCAAAAGUUUUAUUUUAUUGUUUUCAAUGUUAAAGGUUAGUUUUGCACAUUGUUGUGGGAAAUUAAGUGUUUGAAAUUAAUUAAGAAUAAACUAUAUGACAGAAAUAUGAUUUGAAACUGCAUAAUUGUACACAAGAAUUUCUUUAAGUUUUGUAGAAAGGAAAUAUUGUGUUGAUAUCAUGUAUAUGUAUCCUGAUAGUCUUGUGAUAUGAUAGAAAAGAUUUACUAGUCUUUGUUAAAAAGUCACAAUAAAUAUAGCUUAUUUCCAAACGUAACAAAUUUCAUGUAGACUGAAAAAUAAGCUUAAUACUCAUAAAAUUACGCAAAUUUUUAAAAACAAGUUGUACUGAAACAUGAGCUCUUACAACUUUAUGAUAUUGUAUUGACCAAAGAAAAAAGACAAACCAAAUACUUUUAUAUUUUCUGAGAUGUCCACACCUUCAUAUUCUUUACCUCUUGAGUGUGAAAUGGUACAUUGGUCUUUUAUUUUACCUCUGGCCAGAAAGUAUGUACACCUAUAAUAUUGAGUGCAAUGAAAGUAACAUUUUCUUAGGUCAAUAUUAAUGGUCUUUUUUAUGAAUUGUUGCUGAAAUCAAAUGCAGGUCAAGUAACUGCUCGACUCUGUUUGUCCAUCUGAAAGAUAUCUUUCAUCAAAAACUUAUUGGCUUCUAUGAAAGGGAACAAUAUUUUGUAUGCAUCUUUUUAAUGUUGAGUUCCAUGCAGCGAUACCGGUACAGACUUAGUAUUGAUCUUGUUUUUAUUUUUGGUGCUCUUGACACAUCUUUGAGUGUAAAGACAAUUUUUAUGCUACUGUGGAUUCUUUAUUUUUCUUUGGAUACCAAUUUUGGUGGAUUUCAUCAGUACAGGCUAACCACAAAAUUAGAAGUUCAUCGAAUAACAAAUUUUUAUAGGCCUGUAUCCAGACUUUGGCAAAACCAUGGAAUGAAAUAUCCACAAAUAUGUAACGUUUCCUUAAUCCUUAAAAAUGAUACCUACGUAACAAAUGAAUCCACAGUAUUUGGUUUCUCAAAUUUGUUUUGUUGCAGUGGAGGAGGUAGGCUUUCUUUAGAAGUGCAUACAUAAACAAAAUGAAAGAAAAAAAGCAUUAACUUAACAGUAGGUUAUGAGAAAAAUGUUGAUAUCCAAAAAAAUACAGUAAUAUAAACCAAAAAGACUUUUUCUGAAAUUUUAUUUAAUUUGUUUGAAAUUAAUUAUUUUAUUUUAAAGUUCUAACAUAUUUUGAAUUGUAUUUGACUAUAAUUUGUUUCAUGGAGCAACUACAAUUAGUUUAAGUAGACAUAUUACACAUGUUGUCAGACUAUCUGAAUACAUAUAUAAUAACCUCAGGAAAGAUGGUUUACAGAGAAAGAAGAAAAAUAUGUGAUUCUGUAAAUGCAUUUAUUGUGACUUGGUGUUUGAAUGCCUCUUGUUGUGUUACUAGUAUAUAUUAAAAGCAUUACGUGCAAUCUUUGUUCAUCCGUUGCUUAUAAGAUAUAUAUGUGUACUAUAAUUGUUAUUCAUAUUUGUUAAUUUAUUGUGUUUUUGUAUGUUUAAUUGUUAAAGUUGUGUAUUAAUAAAUAUGAUUAUGUUUUUCUUGUUAGAAUAUAUAUCUUUGGAAUUGACUUUUGAAGAAAACUAGUCAAAAUAGAAAUAAUUGAACAAUUUUGAAUUUAUUUGAAUAAGUUUUUUGUUCUGUUUUUUUUUUGUAUACACUAAAUAGUUUAUACCCCAUGACACUUACUGAGUAAAAUACAUAAAUGUCUGAUUGUUUUUGUUUAAGCUCACCUUGACCCAAAGGACCAGCGUGAACUUUUACCAUUAUUUGGCGUCUGUAGUCUGUUGUCAUUGUUGUCAUCAUCUUCCGUUAACUUUGACAAAAAUCAGCUCUUCCGAAAUUACUGGGCCAAAUUAAACCAAAGUUGACCACAAUCAUCAUUUGGGUAUCUUCUUGGUUUUUUUUUUAAAUCAACAUGACUGAUAUGACUUAAAAUAUAGAAUUUAAGGGAAAAUGCAAUUUUUGUCUAUUUUCUUGAAAAUCAUUAUUGAUAGAAAAAAUCUGAAAGAAGCAUGCAAACAUGUUAAUAAUGGUGAGAUCUAUAUUAGAUAGACAUAGUCAUAAACUUCAUGCAACAGAAAUGACCAGCAUGAUAAGAUUUACAAAGAAUAACUUUUCUGAAUUGGUCAAUUGGUCUCUUAUUGGAAAAAUUGUCCUUUUUAUGAUUUUUUUUUAAAUUUUUGUUUUUUAUCUUGAAAACUAUAAAAGAUAGAUAGCUACUGUAUUUAAAGAAUAAAGAUUAAGAUGCACAUAGACAUAGGUGAGCAACACAUACUCUUUAAAGCCUCUAGUUUACUGUUUUAUACUCUGUAGUUUUUGAAAAUAGAUAAGUCCCUAUAUUAAAAGUACAAAAAAUGUAAAAGGAACAAAAAGUAAUUUUUGUGAAAUAUUUUGGAUCAAAUUUGUGCAAGUGUUUCCUUUUAUGAAAUAUAUCUACAGUAGCUGUAUCUGAAGGUCUGUAAUACAAUUGUCUUUAAAGGAUAACUUUCAAAACUGAAUGAUAUUUAUGUUUCAGUUCUUUUUACUACAAGUCCUUCCUUCUUAAAUGCUUCAUUCAAAAUAAAUUAGAAUUUUCAAAUAAAAGGAGUAUGAUAUGCUAUAAAUAGGGUUGGCAAAUAGGUCCUUCUUCUAUCUUUUUUUUUAUAGAUACAUUAACAAAGUUACAAUUUUUUUAGUAAAACACACAGAUGAACACUUUCCAACAAUUACUCUGUAAUUUGAUGCAGAAAAAAAGUUAUAAUUGAAAAAUAGAAAAAUAAAGGUACAGGUAUUGUAGAGUUAUCCAUUUUACAUCUAUUUUUUACACGGGAAAUAUUUUCUAAUGAACUAAAAAUUUAUUCAAAAGAAAUUCAUUGUUUGUGAUGUAGAUUAUAUAAACUAUUUAUAUGGCUUUUCAAAUAUAUAUCUUAUUUUGUAUUGUUAGAUUUAUAAUUUUUCUACUUAUGAAAUCAUGGUAUUUUUCAUCCAUACAUUAUUAAUUUCAUGCAACGCUUUAUAUGACUGGUUCUAAUAUGUAUAAUGGGCAUCAGUUUACUUUUGAGUGUUGUGAUAACAAAACAGAGAUGUAAAUUAAUAUUCAUUAAAAAAGAAACCUAACAACACUAAACCAGAAAGAACAAAAAUGUUUAAGAAAAUAAGGAAAUUCGCAAUAAUAAUUGCAGUAGGAAGAUUGUGGAUUGUGUGAUAUUUUCAAGGUCUGACUUUUGAUAGUUUAUAUAUAAAUUUUAUUGUCAAAUUGAGAUAUUUGUUAUUUUUCAGUUUUGUAAAAUUUUAAAGCAUUGUAUGUGAUUAUUUUAAUAGAUAACCAACCAAAUUAUUUUAAAGUGAAUUUCAUUAUAAUGGCACCUUGAAACAUUUUGUUACAUUGCAGGACUGUUAAAGCAAAUAUUGCUUACUCCACUUAAAGAUUAAACAUUUACAAUUAUUUUUUUUGCUUCAUACGUUUUCUUUAAUAAUAGUGUAAACUGUCAGAGUGUACAAUAAAAUCUUGAAAAUCUUUAAUAUGUGUUCACCAGACCACACCUUAUUGUUUUGAAAUGAUGAAAUCUUAUAUAUAUAUGCACAACUUUAUGUCAAAGAUCUGUAAAAAUUAGUUUUUCCCAAAAAAAGUCUCUCAGUUAUUACUGCAAGAACAAAAACACCUAAAUAACCUCAAAUUGGAUAAGAUAAGAAAUGGGGUGGAUUUUUUUUUGUGAGACAAAUAAUUCAUUUAACACAGAAAAAACAAUAUACCAAAUCAACUAACUUUUUAUUCACACAACAAAUUCCCUGCUUUGCUUAAACUGCUGAUAUUCAAUUGAUGAAAUAUUACUGUAUAUGAAUAUUGUUUAAUUUUUUCACAUAUUAUUCCCCGGUUUUCAGCAAGUUCAUGUAGAGUAGUGAUUUUAAGAGAAGAAAAACUUGUAUCAUUCAUCAAUUUAUAUGUUUAAAUGAUGUCAUUUUAUACUUGUCAUUUAAUAUGUAAACUGUGGCACAAUCUACAAAGACAUAAAAAUUCAAACUCUA